GCUCCAUCCCGGAUAAAUCCUGGAUUUGCCCCUUGGUGGCGGAGACGUUCCGGCAGCUCCGCGACGCCGACGGAUCCGCGGCGGAGAAGGAUUUCCUCUACAGAUCCAUGGGAACGGCGCUGGGGCUGUGGCCCGGGAAGGAGCUGGUCCGGAGGCAGCUCCAGGAGCUCCUGGAAAAUGCCCAGUACCAGGAAGAGGCCGAGCGGGAGGGUUUGGCUUCCUGCUUCGGGAUCUGCGCCCGGAGCCACCCGGAAGAAACGUUGGAAAAAUUGGAGGAAUUUGAGCAAUCCGACGCCUGCAGGAAAUCCCAGGGAUUCUUCAGCAUCUUCAAGGACCAGAACCAGCUGGAUGUGGAGCGGCGGCGGGCAGCCCUGGACCAGAACCAGCUGGACGUGGAGCGGCGGCGGGCAGCGCUGGCGCUGUGCCUGGGCCGCUUUUUCCCUUGGGACCAGAACCAGCUGGAUGUGGAGCGGCGGGCAGCGCUGGCGCUGUGCCUGGGCCGCGUGGCGGCGGCGGCGCCUCCGGAGCCGCGGAUCCUCGGCUGCCUCCUGCGCCUCGGCCGCUCCAAG
Molecule: messenger RNA, 569 nt
Organism: Lonchura striata (white-rumped munia)
Lineage: Eukaryota; Metazoa; Chordata; Aves; Passeriformes; Estrildidae
Source: RefSeq, a predicted model, not a curated record